Messenger RNA from Heterocephalus glaber (naked mole-rat), 2526 nucleotides. RefSeq names its product trans-golgi network vesicle protein 23 homolog A (gene Tvp23a). Lineage: Eukaryota; Metazoa; Chordata; Mammalia; Rodentia; Bathyergidae. The record is from RefSeq and is a predicted model, not a curated record. Gene Ontology annotation, cellular component: Golgi membrane. Gene Ontology annotation, biological process: protein secretion; vesicle-mediated transport.
CUGGGCGCGCGCCCGCCCCGCCCGCACCUGCGCUGGGACCACGCGGGUGCAGGCUCCAGGCUGGGCCCAGCACCCGAGUCCUUAGGCGGUGGGCGCCGGGCGGGCUCGGGGAGGAUGAAGCAGGCCCUGGUGGACGACACGGAGGACGUGUCCCUGGACUUCGGCAACGAAGAGGAGCUGGCCUUCAGGAAAGCCAAGAUCAGGCAUCCCCUGGCCACCUUCUUCCACCUUUUCUUCCGAGUGAGUGCCAUCGUCACCUAUGUGUGCUGUGACUGGUUCAGCAAGAGCUUUGUGGGCUGCUUUGUCACUGUGCUGUUCCUUCUGUCCUUCGACUUCUGGUCUGUGAAGAAUGUAACAGGAAGACUCAUGGUGGGCCUCCGAUGGUGGAACCAGAUCGAUGAAGAUGGCAAAAGCCACUGGAUUUUUGAAGCCAGAAAGGUCUCUCCAAAUCACAUCACCGCCACGGAAGCUGAGGCGCGCAUCUUCUGGCUGGGCCUUAUCAUCUGCCCUAUUAUCUGGAUAGUGUUCUUUUUCAGCACCUUGUUUUCCUUGAAGCUAAAGUGGCUGGCUCUUGUGAUUGCUGGGAUUUCACUCCAGGCUGCGAACCUCUACGGCUACAUCCUUUGUAAGAUGGGAGGCGAGAGCGACAUCAGCAAGGUCACUGCCAAUUUUCUGUCCCAGACUGUGUUCCAGACGGUGAGUUGCUGAGGUCUCACCUGGACAACUACCCUGCAGCCUUGCAAAGUGAAGGAGGCUUUGGGCACAUAACUUGGGUAAUGCUGCCAUCAUUGUUCUGCUUUUAUUGUGGUAAAAUUUACACAAAAUUGACAUUUCAACCAUUAUGUGUACAGUUCUUGGCAUUCAGUACAUUCACAAUGUCAUGCGGCCACCACCCAUCUCCAGGACACUUUAUGCCUUUCCAAGCUGAAACUCCCUCUAUAAACACGAACUUCCCAUCCCUCUUCCCUAGCCACCAUAUCACUCUCUGCCUCUAAGCAGCCCAAUCAGACAGCAUUUGUCCUUUCAUGACACUUUGGUUGCGUGUUUUUCUUUAAAAUCCUAUAGAAUUAAGGAAGGUGAGCAGAUGAGCUCACUUCUAGAAGUGAGAAAAAGAUGAGUUUUGAAAAUCUGACCAGGCUCAUCCUGACAUGGUUUGAAUAAUCUUAAAUUUGAAUGAGGCUGUGUGUGCCAAGAUAACACGCCAGCAGACCUGCAAGUUUCCCAACUAGCCUGCUCACAAGCAGGGCAGAGCCUUGGCUGGCUGUUCUCCAGCCUCCCAGUAGACUUUCAGAAGCCUGCUUUGAGGACAUGAAGAAUCACCAGCAUUAGGUGGGAAAUGGAUUGAGGCUGGUGGCUGGGAGCUCAUAGGAAAUGCAGCCCCUGCCCCACUGUGCCCAAGAUCUAGGUGGCUCCCCAAGUUUCCUGCAUGGCCAAGGACACAGCCAGGCCAAAGCCAGACUGUGCCCAGGCUCUAUGGCCUGGUCACCCGUUAGAGGUCCUAGCUUCUUCAUGUGGAACGCAUGCAAAUCCAACCACAUGUGCAGGCAGCAAGGGGAGGAGAGAAAGGAAGGGAAAGAACAAGGGGAUUUGCCCGCCCUUCCACUUUAGGCCCCAGAGUGGUAUGGAGAACAGGAAUUUAUUCUUCCCUCUGCUGGUCUCAGUUCCUGUUGGUGGCAUAUGACCCUGGAAAUUACUGGAUAUAUUGUAUGCCUAUUACUAAACAGGGAGUACACACAGACCACAGAUCCUAGUGAAGGGGUGACUUACGGGCUUUUCAGGGGAGUUUUGAUGGGUCCCAGCUGCACUGUGUACUGAUCCCAGAAUGGACCCGAGUGAGGCUCUGCUGUGUCCAGACUUUCCCUCCAUCUGAGAACAACAAUGUGGAUGCUGCUGUUUGAAAGCAGGACCGUGUUCCGCAGCAAAGCCCUGUGUCCUGCCCUGUGGUUCCUUCCUGGGCUUCCUUUUCAUUUGAGGUAGAGUGGCAUGAACAGGAGUCCUAUGAUCCUGUGAUCAGGUUGGCUUCUAGGUCCCCAGGCCUUUGGUAUCUGGGAAGAGACCUCGUGGGACAGGUUCGAGGAGCUGUUUUUAUUUUAAAAUGGCAUGUGUGAAGAAGGCCCUGCAGCCAUGUUCUAAAGAAAGUGGACAGAGAGUAGAUGAUUAAAGUGUCUCUGAGAAAGUCACUUCCAAGCAGGCCAGCAUCUGGUCCCUUUAGGCCUGCGACCCCACCCAUCCCCGAGCUACUCAAGUAUGCUUGGAUGGGCUGCUGGCAGGCUCCGUGACUCGGGAACUGCUUGGUCCUCAGCAUGCUUCAGGAACUGAUGAGGUUCUCUUCCUCUGACUGAUUUGGACUACAAAACUCUUGGAUUCCUGGAAAACAAGACGGAGAGCUCAGAGUGCUCACACUUGUCAGCACCCCCAGGACAGCCCUGCCCUAGCUGGGGAGAGCCAUACCCUUGUGGGGUGGCCCCCCCCACACACACACUUGGUGGCCCAAUUCCAUAAAGUUUGUUUCUCUGAUGCCUUGAA